AUGUCACACAAGAAUAAAAGGGCUCUCACGAAUCACACAAAAUCACCUCGACCCAGCAGCCAGGGUCCGCGCCGUCUUCCCGAGCGCUGGCGCCGCCGCCACGGGUUGGUGCGACACGCGCACCAGAUCCGCGGGGGUGGUGGACACACCCUGCUCAACAUGGGUAAAAAGAAGAAUGAGGAAAAAAAAAAGAGCUGCGGCGUGGCGCCAGAUGGUUUACUCCAAAAGGAAGAACAAGGCAACGGUGGCGCGGCUGGCUGUCGAACAGGCGUACGAGACAUUCUGGCUGGCAGCAAGCCGUAG
Messenger RNA from Cordyceps militaris CM01, 303 nucleotides. RefSeq lists its product as uncharacterized. The record is from RefSeq and is a predicted model, not a curated record. The transcript is spliced from 2 exons. NCBI's taxonomy places the organism in Eukaryota, Fungi, Ascomycota, Sordariomycetes, Hypocreales, Cordycipitaceae. Bases 1 to 303 code for a protein of 100 amino acids.